CUGGCGCGCGUGGAGGCUGCUCCCGGCAUCCCGGGGUUGAGGAACCAUGGCAGGCAGCCCAGGCAGCGAGACCUCUUUGGAGGGGAUAUCACUAGGUUCCUCUGAGGAGGCGGAGCUCCGGAGGGAAGCCAUGCAGCAAGUCCUGGACAACUUGGGGUCUCUCCCCAAUGCCACGGGGGCUGCCGAACUGGAUCUCAUCUUCCUUCGAGGCAUCAUGGAAAGUCCCAUAGUGCGAUCCCUGGCCAAGGCCCAUGAGCGGCUGGAGGAGACCAAGCUGGAAGCCGUGCGUGACAACAACCUGGAGCUCGUGCAGGAGAUCCUGCGGGACCUAGCACAGCUGGCCGAGCGGAGCAGUGCAGCUGCUGAGUUGACCCGCAUCCUCCAGGAACCCCACUUCCAGUCUCUCCUGGAGACGCAUGACUCUGUCGCUUCCAAGACCUAUGAGACUCCGCCCCCCAGCCCCGGCUUGGACCCCACAUUCAGCAGCCAGCCCGUGCCUCCAGAUGCCGUACGCAUGGUGGGCAUCCGCAAGACAGCUGGCGAGCACCUGGGUGUGACGUUCCGUGUCGAGGGCGGUGAGUUGGUGAUCGCACGCAUUCUGCACGGGGGCAUGGUGGCUCAGCAAGGCCUGCUGCACGUAGGCGACAUCAUCAAGGAGGUGAACGGGCAGCCGGUAGGCAGCGACCCCCGCGCGCUGCAGGAGCUGCUACGUAGCGCCAGCGGCAGCGUCAUCCUCAAGAUCCUGCCCAGCUACCAGGAGCCCCAUCUGCCCCGCCAGGUGUUCGUGAAAUGCCACUUCGACUACGACCCGGCCCGAGACAGCCUCAUCCCUUGCAAGGAAGCUGGCCUGCGCUUCUGUGCCGGGGACCUGCUGCAGAUCGUGAACCAGGAUGAUGCCAACUGGUGGCAGGCAUGCCACGUGGAGGGCGGCAGCGCCGGGCUCAUCCCCAGCCAGUUGCUGGAGGAGAAGAGGAAAGCAUUCGUGAAGCGCGACCUGGAGCUGACGCCAACAUCAGGGACCCUAUGCGGUAGCCUUUCUGGAAAAAAAAAGAAGCGCAUGAUGUAUUUGACUACCAAGAAUGCAGAGUUUGACCGCCACGAGCUGCUCAUUUAUGAGGAGGUGGCCCGUAUGCCCCCCUUCCGCCGGAAAACCCUGGUGCUGAUCGGGGCUCAGGGCGUGGGCCGACGCAGCCUGAAGAACAAGCUGAUCAUGUGGGAUCCAGAUCGCUAUGGCACCACGGUGCCCUACACAUCACGGAGGCCCAAGGACUCGGAGCGUGAAGGCCAGGGCUACAGCUUUGUGUCCCGAGGGGAGAUGGAGGCUGACAUCCGGGCCGGGCGCUACCUGGAGCAUGGCGAGUAUGAGGGCAACCUGUAUGGCACACGCAUCGACUCCAUCCGUGGUGUGGUUGCUGCCGGCAAGGUGUGCGUGUUGGAUGUCAACCCCCAGGCUGUGAAGGUGCUGCGGACAGCCGAGUUUGUUCCUUAUGUGGUGUUCAUCGAAGCCCCUGAUUAUGAGACCCUGCGCGCCAUGAACCGGGCUGCACUGGAGAGUGGAGUGUCCACCAAGCAGCUCACGGAAGCCGACCUGAGACGGACAGUGGAGGAGAGCAGCCGCAUCCAGAGGGGCUAUGGGCACUACUUCGACCUCAGCCUGGUCAACAGUAACCUGGAGAGGACCUUCCGAGAGCUGCAGGCCGCCCUGGAGAAGCUGCGGACGGAACCCCAGUGGGUGCCCGUCAGCUGGGUGUACUGAGCCAGUUUCUGGACCUUGCCCACUCCGGGUCAUGACCUGGAGUCUGAGCCCAGCCCCUCUCCCUCCCCUGACUCCCAGCCACCUCCUUCAACCCCACCCCCCCAUCCCUGGCCCCUGGCUUGCCCUGGGAAGCAGCCACCAGCGAACCCUAAGUCUGAUUUCAGCACAGAGGUGUGCACUGCCAGGGCAGUGGGUGUUCGUGGGGAAACUGUGCCCAGGUGCUGCCCACUCUCAAUGUCCACUGGCUGCCAGA
Molecule: messenger RNA, 2009 nt
Organism: Ochotona curzoniae (black-lipped pika)
Lineage: Eukaryota; Metazoa; Chordata; Mammalia; Lagomorpha; Ochotonidae
Gene: MPP2
Product: membrane palmitoylated protein 2
Exons: 12
Coding region: 47-1756 (569 amino acids)
Cellular component (GO): cell-cell junction; plasma membrane
Molecular function (GO): protein binding
Source: RefSeq, a predicted model, not a curated record